AUGAACUACAUCUCCCGGCAGGCCUUGCGAGCGCCCCCCGACCAGCACCGUCCCCGGGGCCGCGAGCCUAAAUGGACUACAACUCCCGGUAAAGCGGCCGGAAGUGACGUCACUCAGCCCCCCGCCGGCCCCGCCCGAGCCGAGCGGGCGGAAGUGACGUCAUCGCGUCGCACGCCGGGGCCCGCGCGUUCGCUCUCGCGAGACUCCCUCGGAGCCGCGGGCGCGCGGGGGGGGGGUCACGUGCCUUCGCCUCAGGUGACCCGCGGCCCCGACAUGGCGGCCGUCGUCCUGUCAGCGCUGCUCGGCUGCCUGUUGGCGGUGGCUGCCGCAGGACGGACCUCCCUGGACGACGACCUGCUCCUGCCGUAUCCCCGGGCCCGGGCCCGCCCGCCCAGGACCGACCGGCCCGUCCCCGCCGGCCCUGGCCCCCGGGAGACCUGGCCCCCGGCCCCCGCCGGCCGGGCCCCCGGCCCCCCGCUGGUCCGCUCUUUCGUCUCCUACUUCCCGGCCGGCGGUGGGGGCCCGGCGCGGCCCGUGUCCGGACACCUGACGGUGGCGGCGGCCCCCCUGCGGAGCUUCUCGGUGCUGGAGCCCGGGGGGCCGGGGGGCUGCGCCGCCGCCCGCCGCCGGACCGUGGAGGAGACGGCCCGGGCCGCCCGCUGCCUCGUGGCCCAGAACGGCGGCUUCUUCCGCCCGGAGACGGGCGAGUGUCUGGGCAACCUGGUGAGCGACGGGCGGCGCGUGCGGGCCGCGGGGGGGCCGCAGAACGCGCAGUUCGGGAUCCGCCGGGACGGGACCCUGGUCACCGGAUACUUGACGGAGGAGGAGAUGCUGGAUGAGGAGAAUCCAUUUGUGCAGUUGGUGAGCGGGGUCGUCUGGCUCUUGCGGGCCGGACGCAGCUACGUGAACGAAAGUCUGGAGGUGGAGUGUGACAAGACUCAGGAGACAGGGACGUUCGCCAAGUUCGCCAGCGUGGUGUCGGCCCGGACGGCUCUGGGCCACGACGAGGAGGGGCGGUUGGUACUCUUCCACGCCGACGGGCAGACGGACCGCCGGGGCAUUAACCUGUGGGAGAUGGCCGAGUUCCUGAAGGAGCAGGGAGUGGUGAACGCCAUCAACCUGGACGGCGGAGGGUCCGCCACAUUCGUGGUCAACGGGACCCUGGCGAACUACCCGUCCGAUCACUGCCGAGAGGACAGCAUGUGGCGCUGCCCCCGCUCCGUCUCCACCGUGGUGUGCGUCCACGAACCCCGCUGCCAGCCCCCCGACUGCAGCGGACACGGGCACUGCGUCCAGGGGGCCUGCCGCUGCACGGGGGCCUUCUGGGCCGGCCCCAGCUGCAACGUGCUGGACUGCGGCCCCGCCAACUGCAGCCUGCACGGGCUGUGCAGUGACGCUGGCUGCCUCUGUGACGCCGGUUGGACGGGCAGUAACUGCAGCGAAGCCUGUGCCCCCGGCUCCUUCGGGAACGGCUGCACCCAGCAGUGUUGGUGUCAGAAUGGAGCCACGUGCGACCCCGUCCACGGGACGUGUUCCUGCCCCGCCGGCUUCCACGGGGACGCCUGCGCCCAGGCGUGUCCCCUCGGCUGGUACGGCCCCAACUGCCAGCAGCCGUGUGAGUGUGAGAACACGUGUCCCUGCGAUCCGGAGACAGGCAGCUGCAACCUCACUCGGUCUCCCGCCAUCCACGAGCUGCUCUCGAGAGCUGGUCAGUGUCUGGCUCCCUCCCUGAGGAGAGAUGACCCUCACAUCACUGAGGCUGCCUGGCUUGCCCUCACAGUGGCUCUGGCCCUGCUCCUGGCGGUUAGCGUGGCGAUCAACGUGAAGCUGGCUCUGGGCCCCAGGACCCCUUCGCCGCGGUGCCCGGACAGGCGGUACGCGUACGUGCCCCUGCAGGAGACCAACGGAGAGGUCCCGCCGCCACCGCCGGAGAAGGAGCCGCCGGGGGAAACACAGGAGCCCAGCCAGCCUGAGAUGGUGGCUCUGCUUUAGGGUUGGGGGGAGUUGGCUGCCCGUCACCCACGUGGCCUGUGGGCUACCUCGGAGGGGCUUCGGGGGAGGGCAAGGACCCAGCCCAGGCACAGCUCCCCGGCCCGGGCCCGUUCUGGAGCGACUGUGUCGGUCCCUCAGCCUCGGGGAGCGCUCACACACAAAAACAUUGACACUCAGUCCCCCUGGCUCCGGUCUUGCCGAAGCACGCUGUCACUCACACACACACACAUAUACACACCACCCCGCUCUUCCUCCCGCCCCUCUGCAGUCUGCCAGAAGGCCACCCCCGCACGAGCACGCACAAACCCACACCCCAAUCUGCCUGGAGUUCACACACAUCCUCCCCAGGCUGCCAGGAGCGUUGUCUGUCACAAACACACACACACACACGCACCACCCCACCUCCCUCUCCCCCCACCGGUCUGCCAGGAGCACACGCACACUCUUGCCCCCACACACACACACACGCCCACCCCAGUCCAUAAUAAUAAUAAUGAUGGCAUUUAUUAAGUGCUUACUA
Tachyglossus aculeatus (Australian echidna) is the source of this 2512-nucleotide messenger RNA. It is a transcript of the gene NAGPA, whose product is annotated as N-acetylglucosamine-1-phosphodiester alpha-N-acetylglucosaminidase. Bases 1 to 1992 code for a protein of 663 amino acids. The record is from RefSeq and is a predicted model, not a curated record. Lineage: Eukaryota; Metazoa; Chordata; Mammalia; Monotremata; Tachyglossidae. The transcript is spliced from 13 exons.